Messenger RNA from Gastrolobium bilobum, 1140 nucleotides. Its product is annotated as probable serine/threonine-protein kinase PBL23. The transcript is spliced from 5 exons. NCBI's taxonomy places the organism in Eukaryota, Viridiplantae, Streptophyta, Magnoliopsida, Fabales, Fabaceae. The coding region runs from base 1 to 1140 and encodes 379 amino acids. The record is from RefSeq and is a predicted model, not a curated record. Gene Ontology annotation, molecular function: ATP binding; protein kinase activity. Gene Ontology annotation, biological process: protein phosphorylation.
AUGAGCUUCUUUUCAUGUUGUACGUCACAAAAGAUCAACAAAGAGUCAUUGAAGAAGAGCAUUAAGGAAUACCAUGAUGCAAAAACUGAUCAAACUUCAUUUGAUAAUGUCUGUUUUAAAACUGAUAGCAGCAAGCGGGAGUACAUUGAAGAAGAAAUGGGAAAAAUUGGAAAAGGAAAAAAUACCUCUCAGAUUUUUUCUUAUCAUGAACUAUGUGUUGUAACUCAGAACUUUAACCCUCACAAUAUGAUUGGUGAAGGAGGAUUUGGGAGGGUAUACAAAGGACGCAUUAAAAGCAAAAAUCAGGUUGUUGCUGUGAAGCAACUUAACAGGGAAGGAUUCCAAGGAAACAGGGAAUUUAUUGCAGAGGUUUUGAUUUUGAGUCUCUUGCACCACCCUAACCUUGUCAAUUUAGUAGGGUAUUGUGCUGAUGGUGAUCAAAGGAUUUUGGUAUACGAGUACAUGGUGAAUGGUUCUUUAGAAGAUCACCUUCUCGAACGACCUCCGGACAGAAAGCCCUUGGACUGGCGUACUAGGAUGAAAAUAGCAGAAGGUGCAGCAAAAGGACUUGAAUAUUUGCAUGAUGUAGCAAAUCCACCAGUUAUAUAUCGUGACUUCAAAGCAUCAAACAUACUAUUAGAUGAAAACUUCAGUCCAAAACUCUCUGAUUUUGGACUUGCAAAGCUUGGUCCAACUGGUGAUAAAACACAUGUAUCAACCAGGGUGAUGGGAACUUAUGGCUACUGUGCCCCUGAGUAUGCCUCAACAGGUCAAUUGUCUACAAAAUCAGAUGUAUACAGCUUUGGAGUAGUGUUUCUAGAGAUAAUCACAGGAAGAAGAGUACUUGAUUAUUCAAGACCAUCAGAAGAACAAAACUUAGUCACUUGGGCACAACCACUAUUCAAAGACAAAAGGAAUUUCACAUUUAUGGCUGAUCCAUUACUAGAAGGAAACUACCCAAAAAAGGGUCUAGACCAAGCACUAGCAGUUGCAGCAAUGUGUCUUCAAGAGGAAGCUGAUACCAGGCCUUUGAUUAGUGAUGUAGUUACAGCUCUUGAUGUUUUAGCAAAGCAGCAUGUACAAGUGGCUAAACAAAAAAAUACACAGGAGACUUAUUUUCAGAGCAGAGAAUGCAGUUGA